AUGGGUAGUGGCGUGCAUAUCAGUAUUGUUAUAGUAACGUCUGGACGUGGCAAGCAGGGUGGCAAGGCACGUACUAAGGCCAAAUCUCGUUCGUCCAGAGCCGGCCUGCAGUUCCCUGUGGGCCGAGUCCACCACCUUCUCCGCAAGGGCAAUUACAUCGAGCGGAUUGGGGCCGGCGCGCCGGUUUACCUGGCAGCGGUGCUGGAGUACCUGACGGCCGAGGUCCUGGAGCUGGCGGGCAAUGCGGCCCGUGACAACAAGAAGAUGCGCAUCAUCCCGCGUCACCUGCAGCUGGCCAUCCGUAAUGACGAAGAACUCAACAAGCUGCUGGGCGGUGUGACCAUCGCGCAAGGCGGCGUCCUACCCAACAUCCAGGCCGUGCUGCUGCCAAAGAAGACCGAGAGCCACCACCACAAGGUCCAGUGCAAGUAA
This is a messenger RNA of Eubalaena glacialis (North Atlantic right whale), 432 nucleotides long. RefSeq names its product histone H2A type 1-A-like. Gene Ontology annotation, cellular component: nucleosome. Bases 1 to 432 code for a protein of 143 amino acids. NCBI's taxonomy places the organism in Eukaryota, Metazoa, Chordata, Mammalia, Artiodactyla, Balaenidae. Gene Ontology annotation, molecular function: protein heterodimerization activity; DNA binding; structural constituent of chromatin. The transcript is spliced from 2 exons. The record is from RefSeq and is a predicted model, not a curated record.